AUGGCAUGGUUAACCUCUUUAAUUAAUUGCUGUGCGGCGGGGGAAGAUGUGGGAAGUCGUGAACCGGAAAAAUCAAUGCGCCUAGUGAAUGGACAACCUCAAUUAAUAUCUCCACCAUUACCACAACCUUCAGAAAGACCACAAACAGCAUCUACUUUCGAGAGACCACAGACUAGAGGGAAAGAAUGGACAAAAAGUCAAUCGAGAACAUCGAGUCGUGGAAGCUUUACUUUGAAAAGAAAUUUGUCGUCUCGGGCUUCGAAUCGAAUGGUGAUUAGUGCUCCAUAUAACUUCCAACAUCAUACGGAAACGAGUUAUGUGAGAGAACCGGAGAGGGUAGUCGUUAGAGAUUCACCGAGAUUGCGACCGUUGGAACUGAGCAUAUAUUUACCGGGAAACCUAUUAUCACCCUUACCAGAAUUCGGAUUUCACAGAACUGAUGAGAAGAAUGAUCGUAAAUUGCUUCAUAUGAGAAGUGAAUCGGCUUUGGAAUUCAGGAUACCGAGAAAACCCGUUCUAUCGACGGUUAUGGAGAGGAGAUCAAUGAACACAGAAGAGUUAUUGAAUGCGUUGACGAAAGAUCAGCCCAACGAACGACCUACACGAUUGAGGGCAAAUACGGAACCACUUGCAUACGAGAGAGUCAAGUCUGCAUUAUUGGAAAACAUGGAGUUGGAUAAGAGAUUAAAAGAACUGGAUGAAGUUAUCGAGAGACGAAGUAUCUAUCUAGCCAGUCGACCAACAAGUCGUGCAAGUCGAGUUGAAAGUCGACAAGAAAGACGUGAGAGUGUAUACUCGGAAUUCACCGAACCAAUGCCCGCCAUCACCGAACUCCCACACCACCAUCCCGAUCGUCGUUCUCAAACCGCACCCUCCCGACCCCGCCGUCUAAAAUCCAUAGAUUCCUCCCUGCGAGCCCCCAAACUUCUCAAAGAACGACCACUACCCCCUCCUCUCCCUCUCGUUCUCCAAACUCCUCAGCUUACCACCCGAAGAAAAUCCAUGUCGCGCGUCUCCUCCUGGUUAUUCACCUCCGACUCCGAACGACACCAUUCCCGCCACAUGUCCCUCGACUUCGUCACCAAUACCCCCAAACCCAUGACGUCACGAGAAGGCUUCUACCAAUGUAUCGAAGUGAAAGAAAUCGAUAAUCUGCUGAGUGUGAGUAGUGUAAGUAGUAUUGAAAGCGAGAUUGAUGGCAAUGAAGACUAUGAAGCGACUAGUUGGAGCGAGAGCCCAAGUAUUGGACAUGGAGAUAGACAUGCGAAUGCGUUGGGGUAUGGAGUGAGAACUAGUGCGGGUAGUAAGAGGUUGCAGGUAGCGCCACCCAGUAGAGAUGGAGCGAGAACUUUUGGAGGGAGUGAGAAGAGCGAGGAGGCGAGGUGGAGUAUGGCUUACGGGUAUGAGAGGGAUAGUGUGGGGAUUGCUUUUUAG
Messenger RNA from Sclerotinia borealis F-4128, 1434 nucleotides. The record is from the annotation of a GenBank genome assembly. NCBI's taxonomy places the organism in Eukaryota, Fungi, Ascomycota, Leotiomycetes, Helotiales, Sclerotiniaceae.